AGCCCUCGCAAAGAUUUUAUUUAUUCAAAAUUUGUCUUAGGUAAUUUAAGGUUGUUUUUAUGGAGAAGCAGAGGAGCUCUCAAGAACCAUAAUUUUGCCUCCGCCUACAACUAUUCCAGUUCCUCCACUGGCCAUGCAAAUUCGAUGCGACAUGUGCAUCCUGAACCACGUGCUUUAUAUCAGUGUGUAAGUGGUGAGUGACAUUAAAGGUUGUGCCAGUGCAAAAAUGACAAAGUUCGGAUUUCCACCUGGCCAGUCGUCAGAAUGAGCAACUUUACCGGUUAUAACCAGCAUAGCUUCCCAAACCGAGGAGGUCAUCACUCCUACGGAUAUAGUGACGAAUGUGAGGAAAGACCUCAAUAUCUGGAGAAAACACGCCGUGGAAACGGUUUUCAAAAUAGUAGGGGACGAGGAAGACCUAGUCCAUCACAAAGUAAACGAGUCGAUAUGAACGAGUACAACCGAUUAGCCGAAAAGCAGGUAUUACAAUCAAAAAUGUUGUCAGUGACCAGCAGAGGUAUUGGAGUCGGCACGACGCACCUCACUUAUGUAGCAAAACAAUACGAUGAGAAUAUCCGUGUUCCCAAUAUCUACGCUCAGUUCAGAGCAUAUCUUGCUCUAUUUGAAGCAAAAUUAAUGAAUGUUGUUGAGCAUUUUCCUAUUGUGCCAAGAUUUGCAGAUCAUAUUAAUACACAUAGAGGCCUCAAUGCAGAAUUUCUUAGAACAAUUAUCCGAUCGUUUAGCUUUGUUCCAACACCUAUUAAACGAAUUAUAGAUGCUAUAGGUAUUUUAAAGCAUGAGGAUAAAAUUUAUUUGCCUGUUAUGGCUGCAUCUCCAACAACAGAGCAGGGCGUCAUAAGACCUAGGCCCGAAUCAACUUGUUUUUCAAACCUUCGCGACACUGUUGUCGCCUUAUCUGACCCACAGACUAGCCUAAACGUCAGGACAUGUUACCAUGAGAAUUGCGCUAUUCCUGGUGCUAUAUGGGCAAACAAUUUAUUAAUGAAUGCUGAUGAGAUAAUUCCAGCUGAUUAUAAUUUUGAAGAAGGUUUGCGUAAUGAUAUAAUGUUAAUUUUACCUUACUUGAAUAGAUUAAAGAAGCACGCUCCUAAAAUGGUGGGAGGUCCACUUGAUGCGAAAAUGGUUGGACGGAAUUCUUUGUUAUUGUCCAAUGAAAUGGAAAAUUUGAAAUGCCCAGAUAGAAAUGCAGGCGAGGAUUUGGAUGCAUAUUAUGAUAGGUGCAUCAUUGAAGGGAACAUAACGAAAUAUACUUCCGACUGUAAAUUAACAGCCGCAGAAAAGAUAGAUGGGCAGAUUAAUCUACUUGGUGAGCAACCAACUCUGCAAAAUCUCAUGAAGCCAAUUUAUAUUCUUCGUGACAGCGAUGCUCACGCCUAUUAUCUUCCAGCUGAUUUUAAAUCAGUCUGUCAAAUUGAUUAUGCAUAAAAAAAUUGUUUUUUGAUACAUUGAGUUCAUCUGAUACAUUUUUAGUUUUAUUAUUUAAUAAAGUUACCAUGGCCCAGAUGAAAUUUUUUCUGGAAU
Molecule: messenger RNA, 1542 nt
Organism: Ctenocephalides felis (cat flea)
Lineage: Eukaryota; Metazoa; Arthropoda; Insecta; Siphonaptera; Pulicidae
Exons: 3
Coding region: 265-1446 (393 amino acids)
Source: RefSeq, a predicted model, not a curated record